GCAAUCUCAACAUGACCAAAUUCAACCUAUUCCACUCAAGUCAAGGGAAGACUCUUACUAAUAGCAGUGCUAGCUCUGUCCAGGAAAAGACAGAAAAGACAGCUGCUCAUCAUCAUACCAAGCGACGUGCCUCAUCUAGGCGUUCAUCCUACGAUUCUGCGAUACAGGGCAAUGGAGUUGUUCUGGCUAAAAAUGAGCGUUAUGAUGCCGCACACCAUGAUCAUGCCCAUCAUAGUCGUCCUGCCUCUAUCAAUGCACCUUUCGAGGAUGGAGUUGUAAUGGAAUCCGGUAUCCGAGGCUAUCUCGUUGUCUUUGGUGGUUUCUUGAUCAUUUUGGCUGCAAUCGGCUAUGUCUCUAUUUAUGGGAUUUUUCAGUCUCAAUACACUGAUAUCUAUGCUGCUAAAGGGGCAUCCGCUUCUAGCGUCUCCUUUGUCGGAUCCUUGGCUGUUGGCUUCCAGUUUGGCUUUACCAUCAUCUCUGGCCCCGUGAUGAACCGCUUUGGAUACAAGGUCGUCCUCUGGUCGGGUACCAUCGUUGGUUCAUUGGGUUUACUGCUUGCAUCAUGGGCUACUGAGCUUUGGCAUCUAUACUUAACUCAGGGUGUCAUGUUUGGUAUCGGUGUCUCACUCCUUAACCUCGCUGCGACUGCUAUCCCUCCUCUGUGGUAUGCCAAGAAUCGCUCGCUUGCUAUGGGUAUAUGCUUUUGCGGUGCUGGUGUAGGAGGUCUUGUUCUAGGCUUUAUUAUCCCUGCAUUGAUCAACGCAGUCGGAAUCUACUGGACCCUUCGCAUCUUUGCGAUCUUCCAUUUCGUCUGCACAGCAUUUGCUUCGCUUGUGAUGCGAGCGCCUCGCCAGCUCUCAGGUCCACCCAUUGACAUUCGCAAGGAUACGAUCAAUCUUCAAAUCCUCAAGGAUCCAGGCUUCAUGCUCUGGUUCAUUAGCGCUGCCCUUUUCGGCUUUGCAUAUGUUGUUCCUUUUACUUAUGUACCUUCAUAUGCUAAGGACGUCGUUGGCCUUGACCCUAAUGUCCAAGGUGGUCAACUGUUGUCUAUUAUGUCAGCUGCCAAUGCUGUGGGCCGAGUCAUGAUUGGCAUCGCUGCUGAUCGUAUAGGGGCUAUCCGAGUGGCUACUUUUACGUUCGUGGCUGCUGGAGCGUCUUGCUUCAUUUGGAUGUUCUCGCAUUCGUAUGGUGCCCUUGUUGGAUUUGCAAUCGUACACGGUUUCUUCUCGGGCGGAUUCUUCACAUUGGUGGCAUCGAUCACAGCCAACAUUGUGGGAUUGACUCAUUUGGGGUCUGGUUUGACAAUCAUCUUUUUGACCAAUACACCUGGUAACUUAUUUACACUUCCUAUUGCUGGCAAGAUAGUGGAUUCUGUUGGUGGCUACAAAGCGAUGGUUGGGUAUAAUGCUGCCAUGUACCUUGGUACAGGCCUGCUUCUGUGCAUCUUGAUGUUUUAUAAUCAUUAUACCAAGAGGGUUGAUGCUAUUUAA
This is a messenger RNA of Lobosporangium transversale, 1490 nucleotides long. Its product is annotated as major facilitator superfamily domain-containing protein. NCBI's taxonomy places the organism in Eukaryota, Fungi, Mortierellomycota, Mortierellomycetes, Mortierellales, Mortierellaceae. Gene Ontology annotation, biological process: transmembrane transport. Bases 12 to 1490 code for a protein of 492 amino acids. The record is from RefSeq and is a predicted model, not a curated record. Gene Ontology annotation, cellular component: fungal-type vacuole membrane. Gene Ontology annotation, molecular function: transmembrane transporter activity. The transcript has 2 exons.